UCUCCCCACCCCUCCAAGAAAAUCGUCGAGCAAAGCUACGACAAGAUCGCUCCCGCAUACCUAGAAUGGACAUCCUCCUUCCCUUCUCCCCGCCUCACUUACCUCCAUAAACUGCUUCCCUUGCUGCCCCCUCCCGCUUCAGCAUCAAUCCUAGAGCUCGGCUGCGGCGCUGGCGUCCCUUGUACCCAGAUCUUGGCUCGGCACGCGAGCUCGCUCAUUGCGGUUGACAUUUCUGCUACGCAGCUGGAACUUGCUAGAGGGAAUGUUAAAGGGGAAGGAGGGGAGGGGAGAGCGGAGGUUGAGUUUGUGAAGAGCGAUAUGCACGCUCUUUCCUUCCCUGAUGAGGCGUUCGAUGCAGUGGUGGGGUUUUAUUCCAUUAUUCAUCUUCCGAGGGAAGAGCAGGUUGCGCUGAUGAAGAGAAUUGAGAGCUGGUUGAAGCCGGGAGGAUAUUUUCUGGCGAACUUUUCGGCGAGUGCGUGUGAGGAGGCCUGGCAGGAGAGCUGGUUGGCAGAGGGGAGUGGGAUGUUUUGGAGUAGUUGGGAUGAGGGGAAGACCAUGGAGAUGGUGAAAGAGGCGGGGCUGGAGGUGUUGGAGGGGAGUGUAGUGUGGGAGGAUGAGGGGCUGGUUGGGGGACGGAAUGUGGGAUUUCUUUGGGUGCUUGGGAGGAAGGGGGGCGAG
Molecule: messenger RNA, 678 nt
Organism: Hyaloscypha bicolor E
Lineage: Eukaryota; Fungi; Ascomycota; Leotiomycetes; Helotiales; Hyaloscyphaceae
Product: S-adenosyl-L-methionine-dependent methyltransferase
Exons: 1
Source: RefSeq, a predicted model, not a curated record